Molecule: messenger RNA, 805 nt
Organism: Fusarium oxysporum Fo47
Lineage: Eukaryota; Fungi; Ascomycota; Sordariomycetes; Hypocreales; Nectriaceae
Product: PLAC8 family-domain-containing protein
Exons: 2
Coding region: 88-618 (176 amino acids)
Source: RefSeq, a predicted model, not a curated record
GUUCAUCACUCUCCUUCACCGUUUCCCAUCUUCUACAUACUAAAGCCGUUCUUGUCACUCUUUCAUCUCUACUUUCUUAACAUCAAGAUGUCUACCCCAGCUCAGACAAACGCUCAUAACAACGGUCCUAUUGACCAUAACGACCUGAACGAGUGGAAGGACCGCUUCAACGAUGUCCUCGCCCGUCCCAGCGAGCAUGUCAACUCCAAGUCGCCCGAGUCUUCUCAGCCUUGGCAGAACAGCUUCUUCGGUUGCUUUAGCCCCAUCAGCCUUUGCGCCAUCACCUGCUGCGUUCCUUGCGUGACCUUUGGCAAGACACAUCACCGUCUCCGAAAGAACGGCAACCUUCAAGGAUACGAGCCCAUCAACACCUCUUGCCUGCUCUUCUGGGGUUCUACCUGCUUCGGUCUUCACUGGAUCCCUCUCGCUCUCCAGCGCGCCAACCUCCGUGAGAAGUAUAACCUCCAGGGCAGCUGUCUCGUCGACCUCGCCACUGCAUGCUGCUGUGGUUGCUGCGAUCUCAUCCAGCAGGACAAGGAGGCCGAAUAUCGUGAGGCUCACACAUCUGCUCCUGCCGAGGGCUACAAGGCCAACGAGGGCAUGACUGUCCCCGCCUAAGGGAUGUCAAACCUUCGCGCCAUAUGCCGCCCUGGAAAACACAAAAUCUUUUCGCGUUCUUCAUCGCACCAUCGAUACCCCAUCAUGAUUGACUAGAGGAUUGGUAGCCUGUGCUGGCUUUAAGUAAUGCAUGGAUCAAACUUCUCAAUGUCAUGUAAUUAGAAUGUUACCUCGAAUAAUAUUUGCU